AUGGCAGAUUCAAUACGAUCUCGCCCACACACACGUUCGCGAUCUCGCGUCCUUUCCACUGGGUCAGUUGCAGUUGAUGAUGAUGAUUCUUCACACUCACGCUCUGCCAGUGGACAUCCUCCUGGAGCCUUUGAAAGCUCCAUUGUCGAAACACCCUCUCGAUUCGAAGCUGGUUUGAAUACAGCUCCUGACACGGUCAGGCCGGCCCCCCGAUCUACUCGACAGCUUGAUGCUGGUUCUCUUGAUGAGAAUAAUGGACACCCAGGUGUCUACCGUUCGGGCGAGGCAAUAUCAGACCAACAGAUGGAGCAUCUCAAGAUGAUACUUGAGAUGGACAAGGGGAAGCAAAGAGUCCUAGAACUCGAACUACAACUGGAAAAACUCCGUCAACAGAGAUCCUCAUCCUCUACAGAUCGACCACAGGAUGUCAACAAUCAUCCUGCCACCAUAUCAACAGCCCGUACAGCCACAUGGAAUCCUAAUCUCGGUGAAAGGUUGGAAUUCAACCUUUAUGAACCGGAUAGCCGUGUUGGCAAAGCAAUCUCCCAAUUCAAGGAAGAUGUCAAGAAUACUAUGAGACCAAACAGUCUAACUGGCACAUUCAAUUACACCACAUGGAGCAUCUUCAUGAAAUCGAAACUGGUUGAUGCACAGUGUUGGUAUAUGAUAGAGAAACGACAGACCCAGAACCCUCUACAAAGAGAUGAUGAAUGGGCACCAUUCUGGGACGCCAGAAACCGGUGGCUCUACACAUUCAUCUCGAACUCCUUGGGUGCAGGUGUCAGACCAUGUUUCUCCAAGUAUGAUGAAAAUCGGAUUGCUUAUACUCUAUGGAAUGCAAUUGAAAAGGAAUACUCUGUCCUCAAAACACAGUUAUGCCGUGAGGCAGUUCUGGAAUUCAUGUCUCUUGGUGGCACACAGGUCACCAAUCUACACACAUUCUUUGAUAAGUUCCGGUCCGCCAUCACGAAAUUGGAGAUGUUGGAUGCUUCCCCCUCAGAUGCAUGGAUAUUUGAUACCUUCUACUCAGUUCUACCCAACAAUUGGAGGAAUUAUGUUCAGAAGAAGAUAGAGGAGAUACAGGAUUCCAAAUCCACAGCUGUGGUAUUGGAUGUUGAUCUUCUCAUGGAGGAGAUCCGUUCGCGGCUUGAUCCUCCAAAAGAUAAAAAGAAUCUGCAGAAUAUAGAUUCUGCGGCCAACACAGCUACAACAGCUACAACAGAUACAAUGACCACUACAUCUACCAAUUUGAACAACAAUACAUCGAAUCCGGCCCGUGGAGGCCGUACUGGACGUGGUCGUGGCAACAGUGCUCCAGAUAAUUGGAGGAUCUACAACGCUGCGAGGAUAAAGGAAUUCAAAGAAAAGAAGGAGAACAAUAGUGGGGGUGGGACCCAACUAUCCAUUACAGAUGGUUCAGAGACCUUUCAGAUGGCAAACCUCGCAGAGGUUAUCAAUGUGCCAGCCUGUUUUGUGGAACUCCACAAGGAUCCCUCCAACGGGCGUUUAUACAUAUCAAAAGACGUCAUCUUCCAGGAGGACCUCCAUCUUGCCGAUCCAUCGAUACCGACUACUCCACACAACCCGAAGGUCCUACCCAAUGCGGCCCGUAAAGCGGCUGCGGCGAUUCCUUCGGCGACACCAGGCUUACCCACUGCGGCCCGUCAAGAGACUGCAGCGAUUCCUGAUCCAUCAAUUGAUAAUCUAUUCAUUGAUGAGGAAAUUCGACCUGAGUGUCCAUUAUUUCUCAUACCCACUAAUAAUUGGUGGAUUGACUAUGAUAUCUCCGCGAGAAUACCUACCCUUUUAGUGCAGAAUACACUGAACUCCCCGGAACCCACAGUUGAAUCUGAUGACCCUCCGACAUCUACAAGGGAUAUCACUAUAGUGGGGGAAGCUUCAGUGGGGGACAGUCUUGAAGACCUACCCACCGAUCCCGAGAUCACUGCAUUUCCAAUCCCGAAAAACCUCACGCGCGCCAAAGCUUCCAUGGAAUGAAAGUAUUAUUACAAGGCCUGUGUU
Molecule: messenger RNA, 2022 nt
Organism: Blastomyces dermatitidis ER-3
Lineage: Eukaryota; Fungi; Ascomycota; Eurotiomycetes; Onygenales; Ajellomycetaceae
Exons: 2
Coding region: 1-1998 (665 amino acids)
Source: RefSeq, a predicted model, not a curated record